Molecule: messenger RNA, 3627 nt
Organism: Diaporthe citri
Lineage: Eukaryota; Fungi; Ascomycota; Sordariomycetes; Diaporthales; Diaporthaceae
Exons: 2
Coding region: 1-3627 (1208 amino acids)
Molecular function (GO): protein binding
Source: RefSeq, a predicted model, not a curated record
AUGAGCCCAGCGAGUUUCUCGAUCACAAGCUCACUGUGCGGCUUUAUCACCCAGUGCCGCGGAGCCGAGACCCGCAUCACGAGCCUAUGCGAAGAGCUAGAAAGCCUGACUUCAGGCCUCGAGGCCAUAGACCGCACGCUCAAGGGGCGUAACGCGCUUGACCUGGCUCUUGUUGAAGACGACCUAUGGAAGCAGUGCGAGCUCGCCCUAGACGACUGCCACGUCACCUUGAACUCACUCGGGGUCCUGGUGCAGAAGAUCAAGGAGACGGUGCGAGUGAAGCCAUGGGCGUGGCGGGUAAAGGCCGUGGUGAACCUAAACGUGUACGGCAGCGACCUAGCGGCCUUUAGGGACAAAGUGCACAAGUCGAACUGGGCGCUCCAGACUAUGCUCCAGACCAUCAACGUCUCCCUGUCGCUGAGGAAUCAUGCCUCGCAGGAAGCCAUCCUGUUUGAGCUAGACCGCCUCAAGUCGUCCAUAGAGGAGGCCCUGCGAGCAUCCAUCCGUCCCGUAGGGGGCUUCACCCACCGGCCCGCCGACCACUCAGACGCGCGCGUGGCCCGGAAUCUCAGAAAUCUGGCCCAGGCAGCAAGGCACUUCCACGGCGCCGCGAGCUCCACGGCAAGUACCAUCCGCGACGGCUCCCGCGGCGGGGCGCCGUGGCAGGCUUACCCGGGAGCAGACAUUGACGUGAGCCUGAUGGGCGAUCUGCCCUCUUUCAGGAGGGAGCGCGUCGAGGAAUACGUCCGCGAGGGGCGCCGCCAUCGCAGAUCGCUAUCGUCGGGGUUGGCAAGCCCAAGCUUCUCGCCGUCGGGAGAGCAUAUCACUCGGGCGCGGAGAGGGUCGCGUUCUCCCCGCCGCCCGGCAGCCACACUAAGCCCCAGGUCGCUAUCCUUUUCCGGGGCGGUCGAGACCGUCACGGUACCGGGAUCAGUUGCUGCAGUCACUGUCGAGGACGACGAAGAUGAAGACGCCGAGUUUGAGCGACUGUUUCUCGACGGCCUCGAGGAGCUUGCCAAAGACCGCAUCAAGGAGCGUGAUUUUGACAAGGCAAUAGAGUUCCUACAGGAGGCUAUGAAGCGCGAGGUCGGCAGCAAGUCUGACAAUGAGGGCUUCUGCGACCUCCAGGUGCAGCUCGCGCUGUGCUACCUCCUCCAGCGGCGUUGGGAGAUGGCCGAGCCUAUAAUCACCGGAUUGGCGAAGAAUAAGGCAGCCGUGGAUGCUGUCGUCUGCAACUUGCUUCACUCCAUGGCUCUGGUCCACCUGUCGCUCUACCGUUUCGACAGAGCCCUGACUGUCUGCCGGGAGGCACUGCUCGCCAAGAAGAAGCUGCUGAAGAGGGAGAAGAUCCACGCCGAGGACUACGCUCAGACACAGGGCCUGCUCGUCAUGAUAUACGAGAUGAAGGGCGACUGGAUGCACGCCGAGGUCUACCAGUCACAGAUACCGGCCUGUUUCGACUACAAGCACCCCAAGAACGAGGUAGAGUACAUCAUUGCUCAUCCCAGCUUGCUAUCCACCGUCCUCGGCGAUAAUCUCCCCGACUUCUCUGUUCCUCAACCAAGAGCCACGCCAGGCCUGCACGAGCUGGAUGGAUCAGGACCUAAUGAUUAUCCCGUGCCGGAGUCUGCGCCACCGCUCAGGAGGAACCACACCCUCAACGGCGCGUCACCGCUGAAGGUCAAGUUCACGCAGCAGCUAAGAUAUGAAGCCGAUACAAGCAAGAUAGUUUAUUUGCCGGAACCUGCAUCGACAGUGGACAGUUGUCCAGCGUCCAGCUCUGAGACAAGCACCACCGGGGACGCCGACGAUGAAGCUUCCCCGACAACGUCACCGGAGCCAAAGUCACCAGUGAGGCGGCGACUCUCCCGCAUGUUGGGUGGGACAAGAGCCCAGCCACGACAGCCUCGAGCUGCAAAUGUCUCAACACCGCCACCAGAGGAGAGUGCUGAUGUUUCGGCCUUGGCGCCAACCAGACCUGCCCCAAAACAUCGCUGGGUCAACGCGAUGCUUGGGCUUAGGAAGCCCAGAAAACUGCUGCGAAAGGCAUCUCACGACGGUGUUUCCUCGGACAGCGCACUGACAGGCCUGGGAAAGCCAAAAGAGUUCAAGCUGCUGUACAUGGAGCGCAUGACGCCCGAGAACGCCGAUGAUGUGAAGGAUCCCACGUACCGGCGCCAGUACUGGUCACCAGAAAGCAUUGGGCGUUGUGAUACCAACACCCAGGAGAUGAAUGCAGUCAGUGAUGAUGACUCCAGCGACGGGGCGACAAAGCCCACAGCGGCAUUGCCCAAAGAUGAUGCCGAAGAGGGAAACUUUGCGUUCAAGAAUGGUGUCCCUUAUGCUGAUGUGCAAGGGCUCAGGCGUCCUCGUCCACAGCUGGAGCACGUACAGGAACAUGAAGAAAGAGAAGAGGAAGACAACACAGCCCCGGAGGCCACAGAACCGCAACCCAUCGUGGAACUAUCCGCCGAUGGUGUCGAACACCUCGAGCCGCCGAUGCUCUUCGACCCAUAUCUUUGCCGCACCGACAUCGAGGUCAAAGAAUACUGGGACACUGCUAUGCGUGCAAGGCCGAGUGGAGUCAAGGCACGCGACGCGCAACAUGAGAGCCUCUUCCCGGCCCAAAUGGACAUCAGUGUACACGAGGCCAGGAUGUUCUUGAUGAUGGAAGAGCAGCCUCGCGGUCCCACCAGCCCCAAGACGACUAUCGCAGCCACAGGCGCUUCCGAAAAGCACACACCCGGCAGGAAAAGGUGUAACCGCGUCGUCACCCAGGCAGUGGACCCGCUCUUGCAGUCCAUCUCCUCCGUGCUAGCCUCACUCGGUGAAAUCUCCGACGCCGAAGGCCGGCACGCCGUGAAGCUCGACCUCGAGAUCAUGGCGCUGCAGUUCAAGAAUCGCUUCUGCGACGGGCUGGUGAACCAGGACCUGCAGAGGGCUAUUGCCUCCCUCGAGGACGAUGCUGUCCGACUUCCUCGAAACGAGACCGAUGAUUCUGGGUACGAGUCUAUGGGAAACGACGAGGAGAAGAAGGCGGAGGAGGAGGGGAAGCCUAAGCAGACCGCAAAAAGAGUUGCCGCGCCCAAGGUUGAGUCGCCGUAUGCGGACUACACCCGAGCUCUGCAUAAACGCACCGAAAAGCCCAGAAUGCGAUCGAAUGCAGGUACGGGGCCAUGCAAGUUGGCCCUCCAACCAUCACGCGGUGAGGAAUCGCAUCGGCAGAAACAAAGCCAGGAGGAGCGGCUGCCACUCAGAAAGAGGUUCUCAUUUGAGAAGGGGGACGACGAAGUGGUAGAUCCCGGCCACGCAGUCGCAGCACUUCGGUCUCUUGUCGAAUCGGGAGAGGCCGAAGCAAUCAAGUCCGCAAUCGUGCCGAGCGUUCAUACCCGCUUUGGCCUUCAUGAGAGACUGCAGAGGAGAUCCUCUGUUGACGGAUCAGAGGUGAGAACCAAGGCAACAGAAAGCCCUCACGCGCUGUCGGCGAAGCAAAAUCGGCCCAAGUCGGCUGUGGCGGAAGAGGUAGGAUUAUGUCUGGAGGAGAAUGCCAUCGGUGGAGGAGAGGCGACGAUGCGAUCAUCGCAUGACCUGGGCCAAGAUCAAGCCCGCCCAGUCGCAGUGGCGUAA